AUGUUAGGUGACAACAAAAGGGAAUGGGACUCAAAGUUGUAUUUGGCAGUAUGGGUAGAUAGGGUAACAAUCAAGAAGUCCAUAGGGUUUUCUGCUUAUCAACUUGUUUAUGGAAAAGAAGCAAGGUUGCCUCUGAACAACCUGCACCUGGUGUAUAAAUUUGUUUCAGAGAGAUAUCUAGAAGAAGUUAAUUUCAUGGAAAAUGGGCUAGUCCAGUUGGCUGAAUUGGAUGAGUACAGAAGAGAGGCUCAAGAACAAAAUAUACAGAGGCAAAAAAUGGUAAAGGCAUUGCAUGAUAAGAAAGCUUGUGACAUAACUUUUAAAAAAGGAGAGUGGGUGCUCAAGUGGAAUUCAAAGGACCAGGACAAGGGCAAGCAUGAAAAGUUUGAAGCACUCUGGCUAGGACCAUACAUCGUCAUAAAUAAAGGAGGAGAAAAUUCAUACUUUUUGCAAAACACUGAUGGUGAAAUUCAGGAGUUUCCAGUCCAUGCACAAUAUCUCAAACAUUUAUUCUCUUAA
Messenger RNA from Cryptomeria japonica (Japanese cedar), 519 nucleotides. RefSeq lists its product as uncharacterized. The record is from RefSeq and is a predicted model, not a curated record. The coding region runs from base 1 to 519 and encodes 172 amino acids. Gene Ontology annotation, molecular function: nucleic acid binding. Lineage: Eukaryota; Viridiplantae; Streptophyta; Pinopsida; Cupressales; Cupressaceae. The transcript has a single exon.